GGUACGCCAUGCCACAAGGCCCUCUAGAGAUGGCUGAACCAGAAUCUCAGGAAGGAAACUAUGAUAACAGGGGAAAGAAUGCAGAGAACUUUAAAACAGACAUUCUUUCAUGUCUGCGGGAAACGGAAAGAUUAACAGUGCAUGUAGCCUGUAUGACCUACGACUGUGUAAACACCCAGACCAACCCAGACCUGUCCAAUGCCAUGCAGCGCUUGGAACAUGCCUUCCUGAUGUGCAGAGAGCAGAUAAAGAAGGGCAAGAGGUGCUAAUGGAACUUAGAGGUGAAGGGCAAAAAAAGGAAUAAAUGGAACUUGGUCAUGCUGGCAGAAUGACAUCCCUUGGGAAAUUGCAUAGGUCCUUUUUUCUCCCAGGUGUGGGGGUUGCAUAGGAACUGUGGGAAAUGGAUUGGCUUUUCUCUUGCUAAGAACUACUUAAUCAAUGUAACUAGAAUUCUUUGAGACCUGAAGAAACUGGGGGGACUGGGAGCAGAGGUACUGUAAAGGACCAUCACAGUGGCAUUGCACUAGCCUAUGCCUGUCAAAGAAAACUGAAGAAUUGCUUAUUUUCCCAAAUGAAACACAGGUAAAAUUCUAAAGUUGCAGAUAGAUUGAGAUGGUUUUAUUUAGGAUUAUCAUCUAGGUGUUCAAUUACAUUGUUUUUUUAUUUAGAUAGAUAAUCUACAGUUGUUUCAUCUUCUUCCAUUAGAUUUUUGAACUGGUUUCCCCAGAAAGAUUGUGUUGUUCUGGCAUGAAAUAAAUUUUUCUUACCAGUAUAGACUGCAGUGUGUGUGGUGGCAUUG
Molecule: messenger RNA, 799 nt
Organism: Ficedula albicollis (Collared flycatcher)
Lineage: Eukaryota; Metazoa; Chordata; Aves; Passeriformes; Muscicapidae
Gene: SYCE3
Product: synaptonemal complex central element protein 3
Exons: 3
Coding region: 9-269 (86 amino acids)
Biological process (GO): synaptonemal complex assembly; spermatogenesis; reciprocal meiotic recombination
Cellular component (GO): central element
Source: RefSeq, a predicted model, not a curated record